AUGGCAACGGAGGAUCAAGGGGUUGCAACUAGAAAGACUGACUAUACAGCGUUGGGAAAAGCGCUGUACUACCUUAUCUCUUUCAUCGAAGGCUACGACCAACAGGUGCUGUCCAUGUGUAUGAGGGCUUUCGAGUUGACUUUGGGUUUUUCCCAGUCGCAGUUGUCGACUUUGGCAACAGUGUCUACUAUGUCCCGCAUGGGUUGCUGCUUAAUCUGGGGAUUGCUGGCAGAUCUGUAUAAAUCGAAACACGUGCUGGGAGCUGGUUUGUUAGUGAUGGGUGUCGCCUCUAUUUUCCUAAGUUCCGCGUCGCACUACAAAGUGAUUGUGUUCUUGCGUUUCUUACACGGAUUCGGAUUCGCUUGCGUCUAUCCCGUACAACAGAAGAUUGUUGCAGAUUCAACUAGUUCAGAUGAUGAAAAGAAACCACAGGGCAGCACGGGAGCAGCGGGCCCAACAGGAUUAGUGGGACAAACGGGUUCAGCUGAGUCAAAGGCGGCUAGUAAGAUAUUCACCGGCCUACAAGCGUUGAAUUGCAUUGGACGAUUGUUAUGCGCCGUCAUAACUACGCUUAUUGCACGCAAAGUAUUAUUGGGAUAUUAUGGCUGGCGUACUUCUUACGUGGUGUUGGGAUACUUAUGGAUAUUCUUUGCCAUAGCUAUUGUAUUUGGAAUGAACAAGAAUGGUGAUGACGUUCCUAAAUCUCAACAAUUCCAAAAACUUAUAUCAGACGCAUUUUCAGAAGCUUUUACAAAGCCCACAACAUGGCUAUUAAUAUUGACAAUAUUCAUCGCAGAAGCUCCUAUGUGCGCGUUUAAUUAUAUGACAAUCUAUCUGCAAUACUUGGGAGUAUCUGACACAAUGGCAGGUGUUGCUAUUGCCGUUACAUUGAUCGGUGGCGCAGCUGGAAGUGUGGCUGGGGGAGAAUGCAUAAAGAAAAUUGUGGCUUUGUCGGAGGAUUACGGUGAACUUGCUUCUGGAAUCGCAGUGAUGGUUGUACGACUACUUGUAUGUUUAUUAUUCUUCUUAGGGAAGGCACCGUCUGGAAAGUUGCUUUGGUAUCAUUAUGUAGAGCUGGCAACGCUAGGAGGAACAUUAGUAACACUUGGUGGUGUAGAUAGGGCUAUGUUGAAAAAAUCAAUCGAAGAUAAGCACCAGGCAACAGCAUCUGCAAUGGUUCGAACAAUAUCUGGCAUUUCAAGUAGUAUAAUUCUCUUCCAGGUUUGUGCGUAUUUGACCGAGAAGGUUUUUGGCUACGUCCCCUCUAGAGAGUCCUUUGAAACAAUGGCAACGGAGAUUAAAGAGAAGAAUGCCGAAGCGUUGAGGAAGUCAAUGAUGUAUAUUAUAUUGGCAGGCACAUUACUCAACGUUCUUUGCUAUGCUGCAUUGUUUGCUACAUACCCGAAAACUAGGCAGGAGGUUGAAAAGAAAAACAAAACAUCGUCAACAUUAGAGCAAAAAUCACGAUGA
Molecule: messenger RNA, 1470 nt
Organism: Babesia bigemina
Lineage: Eukaryota; Apicomplexa; Aconoidasida; Piroplasmida; Babesiidae
Product: MAJOR FACILITATOR SUPERFAMILY MEMBER protein,putative
Exons: 2
Coding region: 1-1470 (489 amino acids)
Biological process (GO): transmembrane transport
Cellular component (GO): membrane
Molecular function (GO): transmembrane transporter activity
Source: RefSeq, a predicted model, not a curated record